Notodromas monacha is the source of this 1318-nucleotide messenger RNA. The record is from the annotation of a GenBank genome assembly. NCBI's taxonomy places the organism in Eukaryota, Metazoa, Arthropoda, Ostracoda, Podocopida, Cyprididae.
AAAUAGUUAUGAGUUUGAACCCGUUUAUUUUUAUCAAAGGUUAACCACAAUUGCUGGAAAUCAUCUCCAGACAUCACAGAGUUCAUGAAUUCGAACGGCUUGACGGAUUAUUCACAACUCGAAGGAUACAUUAUUCAGAGGCACAUUUCUCAAAUAUUGGACCUCGGGGUGUCUCAUAUUGUUUGGCAAGACCCCCUGGAGAAAGGCAUCGAGAUAGAUAUUAAGUUUCCCAGUGAGACGAUUGUGCAAGUAUGGAAGUGGCAUUCAACGGACAUGGGAUGGGCUGAUUGGUCCGAAUAUUUGGCAUAUGUGACGGGUCUCGGUCACAAGGCGAUUUUAUCAUCCUGUUGGUACCUGAAUUUGAUUUCUUACGGGGAGGAUUGGAUCGAUUAUUAUCAAUGUGAUCCACACAACUUCGAGGGAAGUGAAGAGCAGAAAAGUUUGGUCUUGGGAGGCGAAACGACGUUUUGGGCUGAAUACAUCGACGAGACGAAUUUGCACUCCCGGAUCUGGCCUCGGGCGAGUGCAGUUGCGGAGAAACUAUGGAGCCAAACAACGGAUUCUGUGCCGGAUGCCAGACAUCGGUUGGAUCAGCACCGGUGCAACAUGAUCAAGUACUCGUAUAAAUCAUUCAAAAUCCCAAUGAGAGGUUUCCAGGCAGCGCCAGUUUUCAACGGCUUUUGCCCAGUUGAGCGGGUUUCGUAGUGGAAGCAUGACGGUUCAAUUAUACUCCUUGUUUCAUCUGGAUCUUCAUCUAGGAUUGUCUUUCUGUAUACUAAGCCUGUGACAAUUUUGCACUCAGUUCAUUACUCGAAGCAGGAUUUUUAGGCGCAGUACUCGAAUAUUUCGCAGCUUAAAAAACGCUCUUCAUUUUGGGUAAACGGCUCAAUAAGUGAAUGUCACGAUCAAUUGAUUAUAAAAAACAUUUCACAAGUGGAACUUCUCCUGACUGAUGACUUGAAGGGAUAUCACCAACAUUUCUGGAACUCGAAGUUGAUUAGUCUAGGCAAUAAAGCAUUUUAAUGCAUAAUGGGACGCAUGUAUAAAAAAUAGGAAUAAGAAUUUAAUCGGAAUAUUUGAUCAAUCUGACAUUUUUUAAAUAAGAGGCAUUUCAGUCCAAUAUUUAAUCUGAUAUUUUAUUAGCUUUUUUUAAUACUUUUGACUUUGUUUCCGAUACAAUGCGAUUUCAAUGUAAAAUGAAUUUCAACUUCGACCAGACGAUGAGGAGGCAGCUGCUGAUGCAACUGAAGAUCAGCCAAAAUAUUUUUCGUAUUCACAAUCGAGAUUUAGAUGCAGUGAAAGUGCACAAAUCUUCUGA